AUCCCUUGACUCCUAACCACAUCCCUGUAAAAUCUCUGAUGGAUUCCCAGCCGCCGUCAUCGCUCCCGGAUUCCGACCUCAUAACAACAUGGCCGAAAAGGACUGCUAAGGCAUGCACGAGUUGCAGACGAGACAAGAUUCGUUGCGAUGGUGAAAAGCCGUGCGGGGCAUGUGUAAAGAAAGGAUACACCGUCGACCAAUGCACGGACGGAUGCGAGAGUUGCCGGCGUGCUCGUGUGCGGUGCGAAGGGGGGAAGCCCUGUCUGAGGUGCCGAAGCAUGCACCUUGAGUGUACUGAAGAACAAGCCGUGCCUCUGGCACGGUCGGAAGCAGCCUCGCCCAUCCUGGUAUUACGUUCGAACAGACUAAGAAGUGAGCGAGCGAAAUUAGCAUGUCUGAGUUGUAGAAGAGAUAACAAGAAGUGUGACGAUCAGCGACCGUGCUCGCGAUGCGUUUUGAGAAGCGAAGAGUGUGUACACGUAGCCCGAGGACCAAAAUCGGUCAAACUUCGUUGCGAGAGCUGCAGGCAAGAAAAUCGCAAAUGCGAGGAGAUGCGACCAUGUCGACAAUGCGUUGAACAGGGAAAAGAGUGUGUCAAUGUUCAGAGGAGGAGUCGGGGUCACGGAACUCGGGUAAAGGCGGCCUGUACGAAUUGCAGACGCGACAAGGUCCGCUGUGAGGGUAUUAGGUAGCAGUGCUCGUCUGUGUGUUCGUUGUGAUAAUCCGCUGACAACACUUUUCAAGACCCUGUACCACCUGUGUCAAGAAGGGAUACCAAUGCAUUGAUCGGGCUUGCGUGAUAUGUGUACAACAGGGCAUCGACGGAGAGUGUCCACAUC
Molecule: messenger RNA, 839 nt
Organism: Pisolithus orientalis
Lineage: Eukaryota; Fungi; Basidiomycota; Agaricomycetes; Boletales; Pisolithaceae
Exons: 7
Coding region: 39-692 (217 amino acids)
Biological process (GO): positive regulation of transcription from RNA polymerase II promoter by galactose
Cellular component (GO): nucleus
Molecular function (GO): RNA polymerase II cis-regulatory region sequence-specific DNA binding; zinc ion binding; DNA-binding transcription factor activity, RNA polymerase II-specific
Source: RefSeq, a predicted model, not a curated record